This is a messenger RNA of Cynocephalus volans (Philippine flying lemur), 1299 nucleotides long. RefSeq names its product bone morphogenetic protein 2 (gene BMP2). The transcript has 3 exons. Gene Ontology annotation, biological process: BMP signaling pathway. Gene Ontology annotation, cellular component: extracellular region. Lineage: Eukaryota; Metazoa; Chordata; Mammalia; Dermoptera; Cynocephalidae. Bases 65 to 1252 code for a protein of 395 amino acids. Gene Ontology annotation, molecular function: growth factor activity; cytokine activity. The record is from RefSeq and is a predicted model, not a curated record.
GCUCUUUCAAUGGACGUGUCCCCGCGUGCUUCUUAGACGGACUGCGGUCUCCUAAAGGUCGACCAUGGUGGCCGGGACCCGCUGUCUUCUAGCGUUGCUGCUUCCCCAGGUCCUCCUGGGCGGCGCGGCCGGCCUCAUUCCGGAGCUGGGCCGCAGGAAGUUCUCGGCGUCGUCGGGCCGUCCCUCGUCCCAGCCCUCGGACGACGUCCUGAGCGAAUUCGAGUUGCGAUUGCUCAGCAUGUUCGGCCUGAAACAGAGACCCACCCCCAGCAGGGACGCCGUGGUGCCCCCCUACAUGCUAGACCUGUAUCGCCGGCACUCCGGCCAGCCGGGCGCGCCAGCCCCAGACCAUCGACUGGAGAGGGCAGCCAGCCGCGCCAACACCGUGCGCAGCUUCCACCACGAAGAAUCUUUAGAAGAACUGCCAGAAACGAGUGGGAAAACAACCCGGCGAUUCUUCUUUAAUUUAAGUUCUAUCCCCACUGAGGAGUUUAUCACCUCAGCAGAACUUCAGGUUUUUCGGGAACAGAUGCAGGAAGGUUUGGAAAACAAUGGCAGUUUCCAUCACCGAAUUAAUAUUUAUGAAAUUAUAAAGCCUGCAACAGCCAACUCGAAGUUUCCUGUGACCAGACUUUUGGACACCCGGUUGGUGAAUGAGAAUGCCAGCAGGUGGGAAAGUUUUGAUGUCACCCCUGCUGUGAUGCGGUGGACUGCACAGGGACAUGCCAACCAUGGAUUUGUGGUGGAGGUGACCCACUUGGAGGAGAAACAAGGUGUCUCCAAGAGACAUGUUAGGAUAAGCAGGUCUUUGCACCAAGAUGAACACAGCUGGUCACAAAUAAGGCCACUGCUAGUAACUUUUGGCCACGAUGGGAAAGGGCAUCCUCUUCACAAAAGAGAAAAGCGUCAAGCUAAACACAAACAGCGGAAGCGCCUUAAGUCCAGCUGUAAGAGACACCCUUUGUACGUGGACUUCAGUGACGUGGGGUGGAAUGACUGGAUUGUGGCCCCACCAGGGUAUCAUGCCUUUUACUGCCACGGGGAAUGCCCUUUUCCCUUGGCUGAUCACCUUAACUCCACUAAUCACGCCAUUGUUCAGACGUUGGUCAACUCAGUUAACGCUAAGAUUCCUAAGGCGUGCUGUGUCCCAACAGAACUCAGUGCUAUCUCCAUGCUCUACCUGGACGAGAAUGAAAAGGUUGUAUUAAAGAACUAUCAGGACAUGGUUGUGGAGGGUUGUGGGUGUCGUUAGCACAGCAAAAUUAAUUAAUUAAAUAAAUAUAUAUAUAUAUAUAUUUU